Molecule: messenger RNA, 4078 nt
Organism: Effrenium voratum
Lineage: Eukaryota; Dinophyceae; Suessiales; Symbiodiniaceae
Source: the annotation of a GenBank genome assembly
AGCUGCCCCUGCAUUAGACUUGGACAUUUUCCGGGCGAGCAUCAUCCAUGGCUGCUGAAGAAGCAGUCCUGACUGUUCGCAUGGUUGAUUGUGCCGUAUGUGGGGUCCAGACUAUGCACAAAUCUGGCAAGCUCAUCCACCUCUGUAUGCAACACGAAAAAUCCCGGAAUGCUUUCAUGGAGCAGUCCAACCGGGCAGGCAAGCACCAAAUGGUGGUGGAUCUAGAGCGCUCAGAACCGAAGCAAUUUUUAGAGUUUUUGUCAGCCUUUGUGGAUUCGCAACAAAAAGGUCGUGGCCGCCCGAGCCAAGAUCGAUCACGGUUCGACUGGACCAAAGUCAGCGUCAGCGAGGUGUGUUCCAAGGGGCAACGUGUGGAGUCCCGGACAACACAGGUUCCACUGUGCUACAGUGACUAUCUCGACUACUAUGUCAACCAUGCGCCUGCGUAUCAGCGUUUGACCACGAAAGGAGCGGAAGCCAAGUGGCGAAAGGAUUUCCACGAUCCCAGCCGAUCAAGGUUCCAGGAGAAAAAGCUGGGGCAAGAUGGUGAGUGGACUGGGGAGCUUGUUUGGGUCAUGUACGUUGACAAGCCUGCGGAAAGAUCGAGUGCCGCCUAUGAGGACCGAUCGGUGGAGAUGAAGAAGACUGUGGACACUAAGAACACGUCAGAUGCCAACAUUGACAGCAUGGAAUCACGAAUGCGUAGUGCUGCCAGCAAACUCUUGGACGACGGUGCUCAGUGGGGAAGCUUCGCUAGUGCAGCUGUGCCUGCUGGCUCUGGACCUUCAGCACAGUCCAAAGCCAAAGCCAAACCCAAGGCAGCGAUCAAGAAAACCAAGUGCCCAAUUGCAACGGCAAGUACGCUGCGACGAUCUACACUGCGGAGCAUGAAUGGGCUGGAGGGCGUUUUGGCGUCCGCAGAAACCAGUGCUUCUCGUAUCCUGGACGAGGUGCGCCAAGAACUAGGAGAUGAGAGCAUCUUGAACGACCCAGCUCUGCAACUCGUCCAGCACCGUCUGCAUGCAGUGCAGUUGGCCUGCAACAAGUCCGUUGAGCCUGAGCAGUUCAAGGUGACUGACGCCGCCAUCUACGACAUGAUGAAAUCUGAUACCCACUUCUCAAGCUUGCCGGAGGGCCUUUGUGCAGAGGAAAUUCAAACCCUCGGCCACCUUCUUCACACCAGGACCUUCUGCGACCUGCUGCCCUCGGCGUCCGCUGUGGAAGAAGCUUUCGAGGUUCAUCGGCGAUCGCUUGAGGUGAUGCACUCGCUGGGUAAGAGCCUCGCCUGUGCUGCGGCAGAGUGGAAGGCAGGGCGCAGGGCGCUACAGAAGGCGAAGGAGUUGGAAGCACGUGCCAUGGAGAAGGAGAAGGAGAGGGCCGAAAAGGCCAGGCAGAAAGAGGCAGAGCGGCAGGCCAAAAAGCAGCAGAAAGAGGCAGAGGAGGCAACGCAACAGCAGCAGCAGCAGCAAGGCCAACCAGCCGACAAUGCUCACGCUGGCCCAAAGAAGCGCAGAGUUGCCUCGAAACUUGCUGCUGAGCUCACCGACUCAGACUACAGGGUCCUGAGGGAACGUUUCCCCGACAAGGAGAUUCCUGUUGUUGAUUCAGUGGCAGCUGCAGUGUCGAUGAUUUCGGAGAACCACGUGUCGAUUGCCCGGAUGAAGAGAUCCCUGCUGAAGAGGGUCUUGCAGGCGCACGAAGUGGAGGAUAAGGCUGCCAACUUGUGGGCCUCUUCAGCUGGUGCCCAACUCAGGACGUUCACGGCAGAAGCAGCAACCCUCUGGCUCGCUGAGCCAAACCGUGUCAAGAUGGUCAAGUUCAUGGACCCUUGCCCGUAUCCGGCCGAGUUGUCGUGGGAUGCACUGAUCCAGACCUGCCUGGACCAGAAUGCACGCGUGAAUCGUGCAUCUAUCCCAGUCCCAGCCAUCGUCGCGGACGGUGACACACUCAGACAGAGGGUAACAGCGGCAGCCCGGGGUGAGCCCAUUACCCCGGCGGACAUCGACGCGCUGGUCUCAAAAUAUGUCACACCAGUGAUGUUUGGGGCAAAACAUGGGAGCAGCAGCACUGGGCUGGGUAGCGGAGGCUUGGGCACAGUCCAAUAUCAGAACGACGGAACCCGUGUGCUGGCCGUCGUCCUGUUGAGCGAGCUGAUGGACGCAGUCCCCGACAACACGACCAUGGAGGAGGCGCUGCAACUCUUCCAGCAGCUAUCUCCUGAAGAUGCCCUGCUGAACAAGCUCAGUUCGUUUGCAGUGGGAUGUGCCCUUGCAGGGGACAUCAUCACGGUCCCAGCAGGGAUGCUGGUGGUGGAGAAAAGUGUGAACUCGAACACGUUUGGUGUGCGAUCCGUGUUGCACCACCUCCACAUGGAAAGCCUUCCAUCCCUCCUUACACUGAAUGAUUGCCUGACAGGGAACCCAUUCACCACCUUUGCCAUUGGCCUGUUGGAGGGUAUGGCGUCUCAUUGGAACCAACAACCCCGUGCAGUGCGGGAUCAACCCAACCAGCAGCAGCCCCAGCCAGCCGAUGAGAAUGCGCAGCCAACCACACCUGUCCAGCCACUUGAUGAGGGCGCUCAGGCAACCACACCUGUUCAGGAGCAGCAGCCAGAUGAGGGUGCUCAGCCAACCACACCUGUCGAGGACCAGCCCCAGCCACCCAAUGAGGGCGCUAAGCCAACCACACCUGUCAAGGACCAUCCCCAGCCACCCAAUGAGGGCGCUCAGCCAACCACACCUGUCAAGGACCAUCCCCAGCCAUCCGACGAGCACGCUCAGCCAACCACACCUGUCGAGGACCAUCCCGAUGAGGGCGCUCAGCCAACCACACCUGUCGAGGACCAACUCCAUGAAAAGAAGCCGACCGCACCUUUGGACCCAUCCACUGCCCCAACCAUCCCAGCCACACAGCCAGAAACCUUUCACAACCGAGACCUCCAAGAAGAUCAGCCGACGCAGCAGGUGAACCCAGACACGCCCAAGCCGAUUAACCCAUCAGCCACAGCCGCGCCAACUGACACCCCCGUGAUGCCCGAGACGCAGCAGGUGAAACAGAACAUUGCCGAGCCAGCUGCCGCAACCAGGCCGGCGAUGCCUGAGACACAGGUGAAAAACCCCGAUCCUUCGCCAACUGCCUCAUCAUCUCCGACCGCACCAGCAGAGCCCAAGACGCACCAUGUGGUCCAGGGCGCUGCAGAGCGACCGCCAGCUACCCCAUCAUCUGCAACCAAGCCGGCCACGCCCGAGCCGCAUGAUGUGAGCAACUCUGAGGUUCCAACGCAGCAGGCGAAAAACUCCGAGCACUUGCAGACUGCCUCGUCAACUACGACCGCACCAACUGCGGAGCCAGUGAUGCCGGACGAUCUGGAGAGUCAUUUGUUCAGCGAUGCCGGCUGUGGAGAGAGUGAUUUGUUCAGCGAUGCCGGCUUUGAAUCUGCCCACGACGAUGGCAAGGGCAGCAGCAGGGACAAGGCCAAUUCCAAAAAGAGCAAGAAGGACAAGAAGGAUAAGAAGGAGAAGGGUAAGAAGGAGAAGAAAGACAAGAAGGAUCAGAAGGAGAAGAAGGAGAAGGAGAAGGAUAAGAAGGAGAAGAAGGAUAAGAAGGAGAAGGACAAGAAGGAUACGGACAGAGACAAGGUCAAAGCUGAUGCAGUGGACACACCCAACAAGCGUGCCAAGAUCGAUCUCGCCUCCUCCUUGGAGGCCGCCGCCGCUGCUGCCUCCCGGAAAGCAGCCACAGAUGCUGCCAGGGUCCACGGUGAGGACGAUGAAGACGAUGCCACGCCUGGGCCGGAUCUCACGCUUGCUGAGCUUGCUGGUUCGCUGCCGAAAGCAGCUGCGAAAAAGGCUGGUGCGAAGGCAAAGCCAAAGGCAAAGUCAAAGGCAAAGUCAAAGGCUAAGGCAGCCCCCAAAGCGGGCCCCAAGGCUGAUGCAUCCAAGAUGCGUACCCUUACUUCCAUGCUGGCGGCCACAGCGGUCAAGCCAGCGGUGUCCAAAUCGACAGCGCCAAAGUGAGUGCCGAGCACUCGUGCGUGCGAUUGCGGGCAAUGAUCGCACACUUGGCUCUUGCAUGGGGC